AUGGAAGAGAACCCGUGCCAGAUCCAGUCUGGACUGGGAACGAACGAACCAUCCACUCCAUUGAUUCUUUUCCACGAUGCAGGCGGCACUGUGUUUCCUUAUUUCUGCCUGGGAAAGCUGCACCGGCCGCUUUACGGCAUUGGAAACACUCAUUUCGAUCACGGAGGCAAUUGGGACCAUGGCAUUCGUCAAAUGGGAGUCGUCUAUUCACACUUACUUCGGUCGGUCAUCGGGUUCGGAGAAGUUAUUCUGGGAGGAUGGUCUCUCGGCGGCUGUGUUGCUUUAGAAGUUGCAGCUCGACUAAUGAAACUUCCCCAGUACACGGUGCAGGGUGUCAUCAUGAUCGACAGUGUCUUCCCAACUGCCAAGGUCACAGACCAGUAUCCCCGCACGAUCGCUGAUGUCGCUGCCAGCUUCCAUCUACCGGCCCGAAUGUCCGAUGCCCGGCGGGUACAAGCGCAGCAAUGCAUUCUGUACGCUCACCAGAUGCAGCGUGACUGGCGACCGCCACAAUUUUCGUCAGGUCUCCCUCCCGCAAUACUCAUACGCGCAGCCGAUCCGGUACAUCUUGACCCCGAAGCGGAGCCCCACUACAUCGAUCUCAUCCGGGACUGGACGUACCUGGGAUGGGAGGAGUACGAUACGAGCUUCAUCAAAGCUUGCUUGGAAAUCCCAGGCAACCAUUUUACCAUAUUUGAUGAUCAACAUGUCUGA
Messenger RNA from Aspergillus luchuensis, 714 nucleotides. RefSeq names its product thioesterase domain-containing protein. The transcript is spliced from 2 exons. Gene Ontology annotation, biological process: biosynthetic process. The record is from RefSeq and is a predicted model, not a curated record. Bases 1 to 714 code for a protein of 237 amino acids. NCBI's taxonomy places the organism in Eukaryota, Fungi, Ascomycota, Eurotiomycetes, Eurotiales, Aspergillaceae.